AUGAAGUACGAGCGGGAAUUGCAGAAGGGGGGGUGGGACAUUGUUUGGGGAGAUUUGAUUAAUGAAGGAGAUCUCCUUACAUUUCUUAUUUCGAUACCCACAGGAACUGUGGGAGGCUGGGUUACUCAGCAGGUCCAGGCUCAGUUGCAGAAGUUUUCUCAGAGUCUGGGUGAUGUCUCUGAUGAUGUUGUUGAACAAGCGACUACUUAUCUGGAAAACCUGAUGAAGGGACGCGGUUCUGGAGAAGCGGAUAUUCAUGGAUUGGGAGUUAAAGGAGGCUUCGCUACUUACAACCGCCAUAUGGACUAUUAUCUCUGGGGCAGGAAGGUUGGCAGUCAUGCUCUGCCAAACAACCAUCAACCGUACAUUGCUGUACGUGUUACCAAACCUCUACCUCCAAAAUAG
Messenger RNA from Penicillium cosmopolitanum, 405 nucleotides. RefSeq lists its product as uncharacterized. The coding region runs from base 1 to 405 and encodes 134 amino acids. Lineage: Eukaryota; Fungi; Ascomycota; Eurotiomycetes; Eurotiales; Aspergillaceae. The record is from RefSeq and is a predicted model, not a curated record. The transcript has a single exon.